AUGUCCCUAUUAACUAUUUAUCUCCUUCCGUGUUUGACUUUAUUGCUGACAUUGAAUUAUUUGAGCGCUAUAGAAAUCCUGAAAAACUCAUUUGUAAAACCUAAAAAUGAAUUAUUUUCCAGACAUCAGUUACCUUCACGUAAACAAUCAUCUGGAGAAUCUACUGAUGAAUUUUUGCAGGCCUUAGGUACACUUUACUUCUUUAGUGGUCUAAGCAAUCAUCAUAUUCGCCAACGACCAAUAAAAAACUCUACUCUUAAACUUUCUGAGGCCUAUAAUCCAGCUCGUUCAUUGGAAAACGCUCAAAGAAAUAACAAAACAUAUUCACUUACAGAGUAUAUUUAUGUUGCUACAGUUAAUAAACAUUCUGAAUGUACUGAUGAGCUUGCUUCAGUUUCUACUGAGGCUAGUGGACUUUUUUAUUUCUGUGGAAGGAAACGUCACCCUCAACAAUCAUGUCCUGCCAGAGAGGCCGAAUGUAACAACUGUCGUAAGAAAGGGCAUUUCAAGAAAGUAUGCAAAUCAUCAAAGAACGUUGUCACGUCUGCUGUUGCAACCUUCCAUGUACCAAGUUUAGCCUUGACUACUUGCUCUUCUACCAACUCACUCAAUUCUAUUGUUUAUAUCUUUAUUGCUAUGGGUUAA
Hydra vulgaris (swiftwater hydra) is the source of this 645-nucleotide messenger RNA. Lineage: Eukaryota; Metazoa; Cnidaria; Hydrozoa; Anthoathecata; Hydridae. The record is from RefSeq and is a predicted model, not a curated record.